Molecule: messenger RNA, 1392 nt
Organism: Thlaspi arvense
Lineage: Eukaryota; Viridiplantae; Streptophyta; Magnoliopsida; Brassicales; Brassicaceae
Source: the annotation of a GenBank genome assembly
AUUUGGGUUCCUGAUAGUUGGAGAAUUAUCAGAUCAGGUGAUGGUUGUGCAACAAUGACAAAGAAGAAAGGCUUGUUCACUAUAUUGAAAAGGAUUUUUAUUUCAGAAGCUAACUCAGAAAAGAAAGAGAAGAGAAGAAGAUGGACAUUUUGGAAGCUUAAGGUUAAGAAGAGGCUACCUUCCAUUACAGCACCUCCAGAGAACGGGACAAGAAACGAAUCGCAUGAGGAACAAAAGGAGGAAAGCGUGUCAGAUGUGGGUGAGAUCAGCCAAGUAUCUUGUAGUCGACAAUUAGAUUCCAUAGAAAAGUUAGAAGGUUCAACAUCCCCAGAAACUGCUGAUCUAGUAUCCCAAUAUCAAGUGUAUCUAAACAGAGAAGAAGAAGUUCUUGCUGCUACUCGGAUUCAGACAGCUUUUCGGGGUCAUCUUGCAAGAAAAGCUCUACGUGCGUUGAAGGGAAUAGUGAAGCUGCAAGCAUAUAUCAGAGGUCGUGCAGUGAGACGCCAAGCAAUGACUACACUGAAAUGUUUGCAAUCUGUUGUGAACAUUCAGUCACAGGUUUGCGGUAAGAGAACACAAAUCCCCGGAGGUGCUCACAGAGAUUACGAAGAGAACAAUAAAUUUCAGAUGCUCAGCGAUAAUAACAUACUUAAGGUGGAGACAAACGGUCAGAAGAGAUGGGACGAUAGUCUUUUAACAAAAGAAGAGGCUAAAGCUGUGGUCAUGAGCAAGAAAGAAGCUUCGCUAAGAAGAGAAAGGAUAAAAGAAUAUGCAGUCACCCACAGGAAAUCCGCUGAGUCGUACCAGAAACGUAGCAACACGAAAUGGAAGUACUGGUUAGACGAAUGGGUAGAUACACAACGAACCAAGAGCAAGGAGCUCGAAGACCUCGACUUGUCUUUGAAAACGAGACCUAAAGACGAAACUUUGAACAGAACUCCGAGGAACUCAUCGCCGAGAAGACCGGCGAAUAACCAUAGAAGACAAGCUUCGAUAAGCGAAGAGGAGCAACAGAACCCCGCGGGAGCGGUCGUAACCACACCAACUUACAUGGUUGCAACAGAGUCAGCGAAGGCAAAGUCGAGAUCUUUGAGCUCACCAAGGAUAAGACCGAGAAGUUUCGACACACAGUCGGAGAGUUACUCGCCGUACAAGAACAAGCUGUGCUUGACGACUUCGGUGAUGAGUGAGGCACCGAGCAGAGUGAGGGUUGGUAUUAGUAAUGGGAGUAACAGUAGGGCGAGUGCGUAUCAGCAGCAACGGUCUCCAGGGUUAAGGGGAUUUAGCAUAGGCCCAUUGAAAUCAUGCAAUAAUAGUACUCUGUUGAACGAUCUCAGCAUUAACUCGGAACGAUCUCUACCCAGCUGGAACAAGCAGAGCAGCUUGAGAUGA